AUGGAUCAAAAUCUGCCAGCGAUAGCCAAAAGAGCAUGGAGCAUAGUACGUGUUAUCUUCUUCAUGCUAAGAAAGGGCUUAUCAAAGAGAAAACUCUUGGUUGAUCUCAACAUGAUGCUUAAACGUGGCAACAAGAUUGCAAGCAAAGCCAUAGGUAACCUCAUGUUCCACCACCACCACCACAAUGACCACCGCAACGUCUCAUUCAAAUCCCCACCAUGCGAGUAUGAGUUCAGCUGUAGCAACACUCCCACAUACUCGCUCCCCUUCCAUAUCAACAACAAGCGCCGCCACCACCACCACCACCACCACAAUAACUUCUUUGCAUGUGCAUUCAACGCACCACCAACUCAUGAUGAUCAUGAUAUGGUGACCAUGAAUGCUGUGAAGCUGGCUUUGGAGUUACUGAACAACAAUGAGUUGCCUGUACCUGUGGAGGCAUCCCCAAUGUUGCCAGGGUUUGGAAGGAGCCCAAUGGUUAGGCAAUUGAGGAUAACAGACUCACCGUUUCCAUUGAGAGAUGUUGACGAUGAUAAUGGUCUUGUGAACAAGAAAGCUGACGAGUUUAUCGAGAAGUUCUACAAGGAAUUAAGGAAGCAAAAAAGGAUGAGUGGCUAA
Messenger RNA from Populus trichocarpa (black cottonwood), 618 nucleotides. RefSeq lists its product as uncharacterized. The record is from RefSeq and is a predicted model, not a curated record. The transcript has a single exon. Lineage: Eukaryota; Viridiplantae; Streptophyta; Magnoliopsida; Malpighiales; Salicaceae. Bases 1 to 618 code for a protein of 205 amino acids.